CCUGCCCGUGAUACUCAAUGUGAAAAACGCUGUAAAAAUACAUUAGACGAGCUUCAAAAGUGUGAAAUAGGUGAAUUGUCCAUCUGAGCUCCAAAGCUGCAGAUCAUGGAGUCUUGGAAGAGUCACGUGCGAGCGGAGCUGUUUCACAGAGACUGCAGGCAGAGAGACCCUUUCUCUGGCCUCUUUGACAAGGUGUCCAGGCUGGAGGAGAUGCUGGACUUUCACAUCAAACUCUGGCAAGGCAGUUCCAAAGAAAAUGGAAGCUCAAAAUGCACAGAUAAAGGAGGCACACUUUAUUUGAGAGUGAAUGAGGUGGAAUUUCUUAAUCAACAGCUCAAGCAGAAAAUAUCAGAUCUGACCAGCAAUAUAUACCUGAAGGAGGCGGAGUUACAAUACUGUCACUCACAAGUUGCCCAUUACAGGACAGAAGCGGUUUUGUUGGCCCAGGGGGCUUCCUGUCUGAAGUCUGAUCUGGAGGAAUAUGAGUAUCAGCUGGAGUGUCAAUCAAAGGAACUGACAGCACUGAGAUUGGAGCACAACAUACUGAGAGAGGAACUGGCUGCCACAAAACUCCAGAAGGAGCAGCUCCUAGACCGCUGGUUAGAGGAGAAAAAAGAAGAGGCCGAGAGGAUUAAUAAGCACAAUGCCACACAAGAAAGGUGGCAACGUUUGGCUGGUCGACUGAAGAAGCGGUAUCGUGGCAGGUCUCGCCCAACACCGUGUGCAGCUAACAGCAGCUCAGAUAUCAAACCGACAGAGCCUAAAAUUUAGCGUCCUCCUUCUUAAAACAAACGUAGUUAUGGAGGAAAGUGAAUUUUAUUAUGUUUCUGGUGAUUUUUCCACACUUUUGGAGAUUAUUUUAUAACAAGCAUUUAAGCGCUUCAAAAAAUGAUUUUCUUACUCAUUUUUUUAUGUCGUUUUCCAGUACAAAUAUCUUCUUAAAUCAAGAAACAUUUACUUGAGAAGCAAAAUGACUUAAGAUAUUAUCUUGUUUUCUGAAAAAAAAAGAUUUUUCUGACCCUAUUGGCAGAUUUUUCCUGUUUUAAGCAUAAACUCACUUAAUUUUAAGUAAUUUGGCUUCUCUAGUAAAUGUCUUAAUUUAAGAAUGUUUAUGUGCUGGAAAACAAGAAAAAAAAUACUGAAUAAAGAAAUCAUUUUUUUUUGCAGUGUGAGAGCAAACACCUUGACUUUUCUCAGCAAAUUGCUGAAUUCAAAGGUUAGUAAUAAAGCUUUCCAAAUUUAAUAACAGCCAUGUUGUAUUUUAUUUGUUUUAUUAAAAAAUUAAAUAAAGUUUUAAAAGAAAAUGGCAAACAGUG
Ctenopharyngodon idella (grass carp) is the source of this 1316-nucleotide messenger RNA. RefSeq lists its product as uncharacterized. The record is from RefSeq and is a predicted model, not a curated record. Lineage: Eukaryota; Metazoa; Chordata; Actinopteri; Cypriniformes; Xenocyprididae. The transcript is spliced from 6 exons. Gene Ontology annotation, biological process: autophagosome assembly; negative stranded viral RNA replication. Gene Ontology annotation, cellular component: autophagosome membrane. Bases 106 to 771 code for a protein of 221 amino acids.